Microdochium trichocladiopsis is the source of this 4226-nucleotide messenger RNA. RefSeq lists its product as uncharacterized. Bases 250 to 4068 code for a protein of 1272 amino acids. Lineage: Eukaryota; Fungi; Ascomycota; Sordariomycetes; Xylariales; Microdochiaceae. Gene Ontology annotation, cellular component: nucleus. The transcript has a single exon. Gene Ontology annotation, molecular function: single-stranded DNA binding; DNA endonuclease activity. Gene Ontology annotation, biological process: nucleotide-excision repair. The record is from RefSeq and is a predicted model, not a curated record.
CUUGACAUCAUUGCCGCCCUCCAGGCAACAGACGAGCUGACAGCUUCACGCUGCAAAGAUCCUCAACACCACGCAAACCACUCGACUCGACUGUACAGGAUGGUCAGCCAGACUUGCUUCACAAUGGUGCAGCACAGUCAUGCACAAGUCCUGCCCUCAUCUUGAUGCGACCCUUCACGUGCCGACAGAGACUCCCACAAGACCCAUCCAUAACCGUGGUGGUGCAAUCACCACUGCCACCUAGGCGCCAUGGGUGUGAAUGGCCUCUGGACCGUCCUGCAGCCGUGCGCGCGACCGACAAACCUCGCCACGCUCAACCGCAAGCGCCUCGCCGUCGAUGCCUCCAUCUGGAUCUACCAGUUCCUCAAAGCCGUCCGCGACAAGGAAGGCAAUGCGCUGCGCAACUCCCAUGUCGUGGGCUUCUUCCGGCGCAUAUGCAAGCUGCUCUGGUUCGGCGUCCGCCCUGUCUUCGUCUUUGACGGAGGUGCCCCGGCACUCAAGCGCCAGACCAUCACGAACCGGAAGCGCAGGAGAGAAGGCCGUCGCGACGAUGCCGUCCGCACCGCCGGCAAGCUGCUCGCCGUGCAGAUGCAGCGCAUCGCAGAGGAGGAGGGAGAGAAGAGGCGGCGGAUGGCGGCGCUGGAGAACACCGGAGCCCACACGGCGGAGAUUGAGACCGAGGAGCUCCCUGACGAGAGCAAGCUCGUCUAUGUCGAUGAACUUGGCAUGUCGCAGCAAGAACGCCAAAAGAAUCGCAAGUUCUACAAGCAGGAUACAUACCACUUGCCCGAGCUCGGCGGCAGCAUCGAUAGCAUGGGCCGGCCGGAAGACCCCCGGAUCAUGAGCAUCGAGGAGCUGGAAGAGUACGCGCGACAGUUCCAUAGUGGCGAGGAUAUCAACCUCUAUGACUUCAGCAAGAUUGACUUUGAAGGCGACUUCUUCAAGAGCUUGCCCCCCGCGGAUCGCUACAACAUUCUCAACGCGGCCAGACUCCGAAGCAGGCUGAGAAUGGGUCUAAGCAAAGAACAGCUCGACGAAAUGUUUCCAGACCGGAUGGCGUUCUCGCGGUUUCAAAUUGAAAGAGUGAAAGAACGGAACCACCUGACGCAGCGCCUGAUGAAGGAAGCUGGCAUGACUGGCACCGAUCUCACGCUGAGUGGGACCUCGAGGAUCGCUGGUGAGAGAGACCGCGAGUACAUCCUUGUCAAAAAUGAAGGGGCAGAAGGCGGCUGGGCGCUUGGUGUUGUUAGCAAAGAGAAGGACCGAGGCGAGAUCCACAAGCCAAUCGACGUCGAUGCGCUUGAUUUCCAGUAUCAAGCAAAAGAUGAGCAGGAAUGGGAAGACGAGGAUGAGAACGACUUCGAAGACAUUCCGAUUGAGGGCCUGAAUCGGCUACCGAAGCUUAGUGGGGCUGCUGCUCUUCAAGGCAUCGCAGAUGAAGAAGCUGGCGGAUUCAUGGUUGAGGACGACGAGGAGUCAUUGUUUGUCGCCGGCCCAGAAGCUACGGAGGCUAACGAUACGCUUGCUGGGAGUGCCGCCCUGCCGCAGAGCGAUGAAGACAACGACAUAUCGCGCGCCAUAGAGUUAUCGCUUCGGACCCAGCAUGGCAAAGGUCAGACACCACCAGAGGAAGACGAUGAUGUGGAAUUUGAAAAUGUCCCGGCCCCCGAAUGGACGCAGAAGGCGGUUGAGAAAGCUCGGCCUCUCACAACGACGAGCGGCAAGGUUAUUGCGCACAUUGUCAACAAUAGAGCGAAUGCUGCUGUGCCAAAGUCCAAGCCAACGCAAGGGAUGCCUUUCCAGGACAGCGAUAGUGAUGACGACCUGGCGGCUGCACUCUCGAAAGCCAAAAAGAAGAAGGCACCAGCGCCAAAACCGACACCGUCAGUCGAGCCUGUGCGGCCAAACGUCAAGAAUCCGUUUGAUGGUCCGUUGCCGUUUGAGAAGUUAAGCUGGAAGUCUAGUAUUUUUGCCAGCAAGUCACAACAGCCGAAGUCGCCGGCUGCCAAAGGGGAUGGCAAAGCCAAGGAGCAGGAGGACGACGACAUGGCGGGAGGAUUUGAGAGAGAUGAUGAUGCACCAGCGUCGGAGGCGGUGCCUGAGCCUGGUGCAAGCAAUACAGACGACAAGAAGCCUCGACCGCUACCCCCAUGGAUGGUUCAGGAUGAAGAAGAUAUCCGGGAGUCCAUGAGAGCCCAAAGAGAGCUCGAAAACGAGAUUAAUGAGGCUGACAGGGAGGCCGCAAUGGCGGAAGAGAAACGUCGACAAAAAGAAAAUUUUAUUGAAAUCGACUCGUCCGACAAUGAGAGCGACGUCGAGAUUCUAGAUCAGCCACCGGCGCUACCACAAAGGCAAGGUCCUGCUGCACUUGAGGUACCCUUGUCUCCAGCUACAUUGACCAGAAUAAGCCCACCGCUGCCAGAUCCCGUGGACGGCGUCGCUCAAUCGCGCGCGGCGACGACUCGUGCGGACGCCACCUCAAUCGUGGAUGUGGAGGAAACUGCACCAAGCAAGGACAUUCGUGCAGAUGAGUUCGCUCGACCAGCGGAAGCAUCGUCGCCCGAGCCUGAUUUCGAGGAGGUCGACAUCAUGCAGCCGCCAGAGAACGGGGAUUCUGAGCAGAGUACUCACGACGCAACACCAGAACCUGAAUUUGAGGACGUCCCUGCUGCCGAGCUACCACAACCUGCCGUUGAAACCGAGAUUUCUACCGAGAUUUCUCCCGAGAUUAUGCCAGACUUGACGGCCGACAUCGAUUUUGAAGGCGCGAUCAACCCCGAAACUGGGGAGCAGAUCUUGGAAGACUAUGACGACGAGUUUAGUGAUCCCGAGGACGAACAAUUGCUGGCUCAGAUGGCCGAAGAAGCUGAAGAGCAUGCUCGCUUUGCCAGCCAGCUCACGAACAAGUCGGCCAAGGAUGAUCAAGAGGCUUAUGAGCGCGAGCUCAAAGCACUACGUACGCAGCAGAAGAAGGAUCGGCGUGACGCAGACGAAGUCACUCAAAUCAUGAUCACAGAGUGCCAAGCACUGCUCCGAUACUUUGGCAUACCGUAUAUCACGGCGCCAAUGGAAGCCGAGGCACAAUGUGCCGAGCUUGUGAAUAUGGGCCUUGUCGACGGUAUUGUCACUGAUGACUCGGAUAUCUUCUUAUUUGGCGGGACACGAGUCUACAAGAAUAUGUUCAAUAGCAACAAAUUUGUCGAGUGCUACCUCUCAAACGACUUGGAGAAGGAGCUGUCUCUAGGCAGAGAGCAGCUUAUUGCGAUAGCACAACUUCUGGGCUCCGAUUACACAGACGGCCUCCCCGGCGUGGGACCCGUGACAGCUGUCGAAAUCCUGUCUGAGUUCCCAGGCAGAGAUGGCCUGGCAGCCUUCAGGGACUGGUGGCAAGAUAUUCAGAUGAACAACCGCCCCAAGGAAGCCGACCAGAAGUCAACGUUUCGGCGGAAGUUCCGCAAGUCACAGGCCACCAAGCUGUUCCUCCCGCCGGGAUUCCCAAGCGAACCUGUGUUUGAGGCCUAUCUGAAGCCAGACGUCGACAGCGAUCCAGAGCCAUUCCAAUGGGGCGUUCCAGACGUCGAAGGCCUGCGGCAAUUUCUCAUGCAGACGAUUGGCUGGAGCCCGGAGCGCACCGACGAGAUUCUUGUCCCUGUCGUCCGGGACAUGAACCGCCGCGGGGUUGAGGGCACACAAGCCAACAUCACACGGUUCUUCGACGGCGCCGUGGGCGUUGGGGCCAAGGAAGCCUUUGCACCGCGUCAGAAGGGCAAGACGAGCAAGCGCAUGGUCGAGGCUGUGAACAAGUUACGUUCCCAUGCGGUCGUGGAAAGCCUCGGUGGCAGCGGUCCAGAUGCACAAGCUGGUGCAGAUGACGACAACGCCGCUGCCGCACAAAGCACGGCAGCCAACGGCAAGCGAAAGCGCAGAACUGGGCGGCGAGUCACUGACGGCGACGGCGACGAUGACGAGGGUGACGACGAGACACACCAAGGUGAUGGCUUGAAUACGGGCGGUUCCACGACAAGCAGCACGCGUGGCCGAUCCAAGAAGGCCAAAGCGAGUUCCUGAUUACCGCGGCGUUGAAGAGCUGGACCUGCACCGGCACCCAUAAAGAAGGCGUACACACGGCACGUAAAGGUCACGAGAUUAUGUAUAUAUAUACACCAAAGGAUUCACUUAUCAUAUUGGACUUUCUACGAAGAAAUGAAAGAUAUUUUCCCAAUGAU